Plasmodium adleri (nom. inval.) is the source of this 1920-nucleotide messenger RNA. Its product is annotated as cytidine diphosphate-diacylglycerol synthase. Bases 1 to 1920 code for a protein of 639 amino acids. Gene Ontology annotation, cellular component: endoplasmic reticulum membrane. The transcript has a single exon. Lineage: Eukaryota; Apicomplexa; Aconoidasida; Haemosporida; Plasmodiidae. Gene Ontology annotation, molecular function: phosphatidate cytidylyltransferase activity. The record is from RefSeq and is a predicted model, not a curated record.
AUGCCAAGAAAGAAUUCAAAAACAAUGACAAAUAAAUGCGCAAAUAGUAACUCUAACGAUUUUAUUGAAGAUAGAGUUCUUGAUGAUAAAAAGAGGAAGAAGAGCACUGAGAGUUCAACUGUUGAUGAAAAAAGGGAUACAAUAAAAACAAGAAGUAAAAGCAAAAGUUUAGAGGACAGUAAUGGAGGUAUAGAAAAUAUAGAUAAAGUAAAAAUUUCUAAUAAUAAUAGAAAGAAAAAAAGUGAAAGCAUGAUAAAUAAUGAUGAUGAAAAUGAUAAUAUUAAGAAUAUAAGUCAUACUAACAGUUUGAAUCAUGCUAAUAGUAUGAACAGUAUUAACAAUAAUAUAAAUGAUGAAGUAUAUAAAUUAGAUAGUUUUGAAUAUGAAGAAGAAUUUAAAAAGAAAAAUAUAAGAAAUUCAGAAUGUAAAAGGAGGAGGAAUUUAAAAGAUAUGAAAUAUUUUAAAGAGAUAAAACCAUUAAAAGAUAUUGUAAAUUUAAAAAAUAACAACCAUAAUAAUAAUAAUAAUAAUCAAUAUAAUAAUGGUAUAUUUUCUAGUUUAACCAGAUUUUGUGGUUAUAAUAGUAAAAACAGUUUUUAUUCUAAUCGAUCAAAACAAAGUACAAGUAGUAAUAGUAAUUUACAAAAUAAUACGAAUCUAAUAAAUUCGGAUAGUUUUGAAUCAAAACUUCAAACUUUUAAAAUACGAUCACAAUGGACAUUUAUAUUAAUAUUAAUAUAUUUUAUAAUAUUAGGAGCUGGACAUUUUUAUUGUUCAUUAUUAGUAUUAAUAUUAGUAACAACCUUAUAUAAAGAGAUAAUAUCUUUAAAAAGUAUAGAAAAUAAAGAUAAAAAAUUACCAGAAAUAUUUUAUAUUAGAUGGUAUUGGUUUUUUUUGACAAUUAUAACAUUAGGUAUACCAUGGGUUAUACCAAAAUUAAAACAUCAAAUACCUUUAUAUAAAUUUUUAUUAACAUAUCAUUCAAUAAAUAUGUUUAUAUUAGCAUUUGUUGGAUUUGUAUGGUUUAUAUUAUCAUUAAGAAAGUUUUCUUUAAAGUAUCAGUUUUCACAAAUAGGAAUAAUAUUAUUAUCUUCUUUAUUUAUAGUAACACAAUCUUUAAUGCAUAUAGCAAAUAUUUAUUCUGGUAUGAUAUGGUUCAUUGUACCUGUAUCAUCAGUUGUUAUUAAUGAUAUUUUUGCUUAUGUUUUUGGUAUCUUAUUUGGAAAAACAAGAUUAAUACAAUUAUCACCUAAAAAAACAGUGGAAGGAUAUGUAGGUUCUUCAAUUAUUACUAUUGUAUGGGGUAUUUUAAUAACAUACUUUUUACAAAGAUAUAAAUUUUUUAUAUGCCCACAAAAAUAUAUUACAUUCAAACCAUUUGUAUCAUGGAAUUAUAUUGAUUGUGAUAUUAAUCCUAUAUUUCAACAGAAAGUAUAUGAAGUACCUACACAUAUUUCUUCUAUCAUAUCUAUCAAAAAUAUUUAUUAUAGUAAAAUGUUAUUUCAUGGCCUUAUGUUAAGCCUUUUUGCUGCAUUCUUAGCUCCUUUCGGUGGAUUUUUUGCAUCUGGAUUUAAAAGAGCUCUUAAAAUUAAAGACUUUGGAAAAUCCAUACCAGGUCAUGGAGGUGUUACAGAUAGAUUCGAUUGCCAAAUUUUUAUUGGAAUGUUUACUUAUAUUUAUAUGAAAACAUUUGUUAAAAUUAAAGGAGGAAUAUAUUCAUAUGAUCUACUUAUUGAAUCUAUACAAAAAUUAGAUCAUAAAGAAAUAAUUAGAUUAUUUAAUCAAAUCAAAAAUAUGGUAGAUAAAAAAAGAAAAAAAUCAUGUACAGACAAUAAUAAAAAUGAUAUACAAAUAAGAAAGGACAAAAGGCCAAAUAUAGAUAAAGCUUGUACUGACAAGAAAAAAAUUCCAAACAACUGA